CCCGCCCUUUCCACGCCCCUCACCCCGAAAACGCCCCUUCCUUCUAAGGCCCGCCCUCUCAGCCCCAAACCUGGGUUCUAAGCCCUAGACCACUUUAGCCCCUUACCUGUAUCCUCAGAAGUGUCCCUAUCGAUCAAGAUCACUCCAUGGAUGAAGUGACAGCCGUGAAGAUUGAAAAAGGUGUUGGUGGCAAUAACGGGGGUAACGGUAAUGGUGGUGGUGCAUCUUUUUCUCAGACUCGGAGCAGCAGCACAGGCAGUAGCAGCAGCAGUGGUGUCGGAGGAGGGCAGGAAUCCCAGCCAUCUCCUUUGGCUCUGCUGGCAGCAACCUGCAGCAGAAUUGAGUCACCCAAUGAGAACAGCAACAACUCCCAGGGUCCGAGUCAGUCAGGGGGCACAGGUGAACUUGACCUCACAGCCACACAACUUUCACAGGGUGCCAAUGGCUGGCAGAUCAUCUCUUCCUCCUCUGGGGCUACCCCUACCUCAAAGGAACAGAGUGGCAACAGUACCAAUGGCAGCAAUGGCAGCGAGUCUUCCAAGAAUCGUACAGUCUCUGGUGGGCAGUAUGUUGUGGCUGCUACCCCCAACUUACAAAACCAGCAAGUUCUGACAGGUCUACCUGGAGUAAUGCCUAAUAUUCAGUAUCAAGUAAUCCCACAGUUCCAGACUGUUGAUGGGCAGCAGCUGCAGUUUGCUGCCACUGGGGCUCAAGUGCAGCAGGAUGGUUCUGGUCAAAUACAGAUCAUACCGGGUGCAAACCAACAGAUCAUCACAAAUAGAGGAAGUGGGGGCAACAUAAUUGCUGCUAUGCCAAAUCUACUCCAGCAGGCUGUCCCCCUCCAAGGCCUUGCAAAUAAUGUGCUCUCAGGACAGACUCAGUAUGUGACCAACGUUCCAGUGGCCCUGAAUGGGAACAUCACCUUGCUGCCUGUCAACAGUGUUUCUGCAGCUACCUUGACUCCCAGCUCUCAGGCAGUCACCAUCAGCAGUUCUGGAUCCCAGGAGAGCGGCUCACAGCCUGUUACCUCAGGGACUGCUAUCAGUUCUGCCAGCUUGGUGUCAUCACAAGCUAGCUCCAGCUCCUUUUUCACCAAUGCCAAUAGCUACUCUACAACUACUACCACCAGCAACAUGGGAAUCAUGAACUUUACCACCAGCGGAUCGUCAGGAACCAGUUCUCAAGGCCAGACACCCCAGAGGGUUGGUGGGCUACAAGGGUCCGAUUCUCUCAACAUCCAGCAGAACCAGACAUCAGGAGGCUCACUGCAAGGAAGUCAGCAAAAAGAAGGAGAGCAAAGUCAGACACAGCAACAACAAAUUCUUAUUCAGCCUCAGCUAGUUCAAGGGGGACAAGCUCUUCAGGCCCUCCAAGCAGCACCAUUAUCAGGGCAAACCUUCACAACUCAAGCUAUUUCCCAGGAAACCCUCCAGAACCUUCAGCUUCAGGCUGUUCAGAACUCUGGUCCCAUCAUCAUUCGGACACCAACAGUGGGGCCCAACGGACAGGUCAGUUGGCAGACUCUUCAGCUGCAGAACCUUCAAGUUCAGAACCCACAAGCCCAGACAAUCACCUUGGCCCCUAUGCAGGGCGUUUCCUUGGGGCAGACUAGCAGCAGCAAUACUACCCUUACACCCAUUGCCUCAGCUGCCUCCAUUCCUGCUGGCACAGUCACUGUGAAUGCUGCACAACUUUCCUCCAUGCCAGGCCUCCAGACCAUUAACCUCAGUGCAUUGGGCACUUCAGGGAUCCAGGUGCACCAGCUUCCAGGCCUGCCUUUGGCUAUAGCAAAUGCCCCAGGUGAUCAUGGAGCUCAACUUGGCCUCCAUGGAUCUGGUGGUGAUGGGAUGCAUGAUGAGACAGCAGGUGGAGAAGAAGGAGAGAACAGCCCUGAUCCCCAACCCCAAGCUGGUAGGAGGACUCGGCGGGAAGCAUGUACAUGCCCCUAUUGUAAAGACAGUGAAGGAAGAGGCUCUGGAGACCCUGGUAAAAAGAAACAGCACAUUUGUCACAUUCAAGGAUGUGGCAAAGUAUAUGGCAAGACCUCACAUCUCCGGGCACACUUGCGCUGGCAUACAGGGGAGAGGCCAUUCAUGUGUAACUGGUCAUACUGCGGGAAGCGCUUCACACGUUCAGAUGAGCUUCAGAGACAUAAACGCACACAUACAGGUGAGAAGAAAUUUGCGUGCCCUGAGUGCCCCAAGCGUUUCAUGAGGAGUGAUCACCUGUCAAAGCAUAUCAAGACCCAUCAGAACAAAAAGGGAGGCCCAGGUGUCGCCCUGAGUGUGGGCACUUUGCCCCUGGACAGUGGGGCAGGUUCAGAAGGCAGUGGCACUGCCACUCCUUCAGCCCUUAUUGCCACCAAUAUGGUAGCCAUGGAAGCCAUCUGUCCAGAGGGUAUUGCCCGUCUUGCCAACAGUGGCAUCAACGUCAUGCAGGUGACAGAGCUACAGUCCAUUAAUAUCAGUGGCAAUGGUUUCUGAGAUUAGAUACCUAGAGCCAGAGACAUAUGGGCCAAUACCCACCAAGCCUGGGAUGCAAGAUAGCAUGGGUCCAAGAGACAUGUGGAAGAGAGAGCCAUGAGGCAUUAAUGUGCUUGGUGGUGGGAAGAAUUGGGGGAGGGUACAAGAGAAGAGAUGGGAUUGUGGCACCAAUCUGUCACUGGUGACUUCUUGAAAAUGGAAAAUAUUAGUGAAAUUUCUGUUGGUGCCACCCUUUGAUAAGCAUUUAUUUCAUCCCAGGUUCUUCUUACACUUCUUACCCCAGCCUCCCCUUCCUGCGUUUCCCCUCUGAGCUCUCCCAUGAUGGAUCCCCACUCCCCACCCCCAAAGCCAUCAUGCCUUGAUAAAUAUAUAUGAUCAUUGAAAUACUUUUUAACAAAAACAGAUUCUAUAUUAUAUAUAUAUAUAUAAAAAAUAUAUAGAGAUGCUUUCACAGGGGUUGGCUGGGAGGAGGAAAAAAGACCAUUUUGUGACCAAAAAAUACCUUGGUCAUUUUUUUUUUUUUUUUAAUAUUGCCUUAUUUCUCAAUGGCUGAGCCUUAUCAUGACACAUCAAGCUUUUCUAUAAAUGUUGUCCUGGCAUCCCACCAGAGUAAGCAAAUGCUGUGCUUUUAGUUCAUAUAUACAUACAUAAUGUGUCUUCUUCCUUAAUUUUUGUCAUUUUAUUUGGGAUCAGCUCCUUGCGCUCCUUUCCUGACUCAGUCUUUUUUUUUUCUCCCCUUCUCUCACAUGAUCACUUCCUGUGUUGUUUUUGACAAUGAUCUCUGAAUUAGGCCCUUCACUCAUUAUUUUAAAGAGCUUAGUUCCAACUGCAGAAUGGACAGCCUUGAAGUGCAGCCUGAUGCUUGAAGUAGCUAUGGGGGAGUGUUAUUACUACUGACGCAGGCACCUUCUCAGUGCUGGAGAGUCAAAACCAUUUCCCUUUGUUAGCUGCUCUAAACAUCCGGAGUCAGAAGUCUCUAUGUGGAAUUGUUUAAAAGGCCCUUGGAGAGAGAUAAUCUGGGAUCAGUGUGUAUAAACUGUCAAAAAAUGGUCAAAUAGUAGGCAGCAGCUUUUAGUAGGAAAAAGAUGUUCUCAGAAAAGAAAAUAACUCAGUCUCAGUUAUUGGAAUUAUUUGGAUUUCAGUAUCAUUGUCUUCCAAAUAGCCCUAAGCCUUAAUGUAGGGGCUUCUGAGUUCACACACUGAAAGGAAGUACACUUCCUCUUUUGAACAUUUCUGUAGUUCUUGUUAAUGUUUGAAUGUUAAGGAACAUUAGCCAGCGAAUCUGUUCUGACUUUUCAUGCUGUAGAAUGCAAAACUUGUGCCAGUGACAAAAGAAUAGUUCUUUAAAAAUUUUCCCCCUUAACUCUUCCUUAUAUGUACGUGGGUGUUUGUAAGGGAAAGGGAAGCACACAAUCAUGGGAACGAUGGCCCAGAACAAAAAGAAAUCUUGUCUUACCACUGUGGAUUAUAGGAGAGAUCGGGAGAAAUUAUCCUGCUUUUUCCAUGGCCUGAUUCCAGAAGUGACUGAUCCAAAAAUUAUAUCGGCAGGGAAACUCAGUGCAUUUGACACCGAGACUUAAAUGCAACCAGAAUUGUCCUCAAGGCCCAGCCAUUAAAGCAUUGUCUCUCUUGACCUUCUGGUAUCUUGUCAGAGAGCCUUUCACUGUGAGGAAGUGUGGAAGUGGUUGUGUGUAUGUGUGUAAUCUAUUAGGUUGGGGAUAGGUUUUCUGUUAGCCAAUAUUUAAAGAGACCUGCAAUAAAAAAUUACCCUGAUCUGAUAGAGAAAGUAAAUUGUGUAUGACUGUGUGUAUGAAUGGGUGUUUGUGCCUGUAUAUAUCUACGUGCAGAUGAGAACUUAUAUUUGAAAUUGUUGGAAAGUAAAUUCAGAUUAAAAUGCCUUUCAGGCCUGUUACCUAGGAAUUGGUUAUAAAACUUGGGUAUGUUCUUGAGGUCAGUUCUCUGCUUAUGCUAAAUCAGUUACAAUUAUGAAUGGGGUGGGGGAUCUCCUAGUGCACUUUCUAAAGAAGAAACUAUUUUUGUGUUUGAAAAUGAAAUCAACAUCCAAAUCUAUAGCAGAGUCCUUGUUUUAAACUCUUCUUUAUCUUGGCUACAAAUAGAUUAUACUAUUAUUAUACAUUUUAUGUGAAUUCCAUCUAAACUAGAUUCUUGGUAAGUUUGUGGUGUUGUUAGUCUGAAAUACAAGAGCUGUUAAUCCUGUAA
Cricetulus griseus (Chinese hamster) is the source of this 4703-nucleotide messenger RNA. The record is from RefSeq and is a predicted model, not a curated record. NCBI's taxonomy places the organism in Eukaryota, Metazoa, Chordata, Mammalia, Rodentia, Cricetidae.